AUGCUAGCCAUGGGCUGUUGUGAUUGUCUCACUCAUUUUGCGUUACAUCAUCCAAAUCGGCAACGGAAACGCUCUGUAGUUGAUGCAUUCAAGGAUAAACGAUAUAUAAAUUUUGAUGGGAAACGAAGAAUCUCUGCCGAUGUAAAAAAUGCACUUGCGGACGAUCAUGAAUGGACAUUCAAUGUCCUUCACCUUGAAAGGAUUACUGAAAAUCAUGCUCUUAGUCAGUUGGGAAUCAAAAUAUUUGAGCGGUGGAAAGUUCAAGAGACACUUCGUUGUUCAGAUGAUAUUAUUGUUCGCUGGUUUAAUACAAUGGAAGCCCAUUACCAUAAUGUUAAUCCCUAUCAUAAUGCUACACAUGCUGCCGAUGUUCUUCAAGCAACUUCAUAUUUUUUGGAUUCGCCGACUGUAGCAAAGAAUGUCGAGGACAUACAUGCGACUGCUGCUUUAAUAGCAGCGUCGAUUCACGAUCUCGAUCAUCCUGGUCGAGGAAAUGCAUUCUUAAUAAAUACUCGGCAACCGUUAGCAUUAAUCUACAAUGAUCAGUCGGUACUCGAGAAUCAUCAUGUUGCGUUAGCAUUUCAAUUAAGUCUUCAACCAUCGAAUAAUGUGAAUAUAUUUGCGCGUCUUACACGUGAUGAAUUUAUUGCAUUACGUCAAGCUGUUGUUGAUAUGGUUCUUGCAACCGAUAUGAGUAGACAUUUUGAAUAUUUAACGAAAUUUCAACAAACUGUAGAUACUCUUCAGCAACUUUUGAAGAACUGUGACGAACCACGUAAUUCGGUAUCAAUUUCAAUAUGCAGAAUGAUGAUCAAAUGCGCAGAUAUUGGAAAUCCAACAAGAGAAUGGUCACUCUGUUAUAAAUGGGCUAUGAGAAUAGUUGAAGAAUAUUUUGAUCAGACUAAAGAAGAAACCGAAAAAGGGUUACCGUUAACAAUGGCACUAUUUGAUCGUAACACAUGUAAUGUGCCAUUAACACAAUGUGGAUUCAUCGAUAUGUUCGCUCGUGAAACAUUUACUAGUUGGAGUGAAUUUGCUCAACUUCCAGAGAUUUUAACUCAACUUGAGAAAAAUUAUGAACGAUGGAAGCGACAAACAAUUGAGUGGAAUCCAGCGAAUAAUCAUAACCUUCUUUCGGAAACUUAA
Molecule: messenger RNA, 1146 nt
Organism: Dracunculus medinensis (Guinea worm)
Lineage: Eukaryota; Metazoa; Nematoda; Chromadorea; Rhabditida; Dracunculidae
Source: the annotation of a GenBank genome assembly